AAAUAAAAAUAAACAUAAAACUAUAAAAAAAGGAAAUUUGGAACAUAGUGGGGUUCGGAACCGAAGCAAGUGGUAAGGUAAGCACCGAAGCAAGAAAGAGAGUAGUGGGGAGAGGAGUAUAGUAUAAAGCACAGAUACAGAAAGAAAAAGAAAAGAAAAGAAAAAAAGGAACAACAAAGUAUUUGUAUCUGUGUUGUGUAAUUGUGUUACAGAGAAAAAGGCAAAGGUAACAAGAAGAAUAGAAUCUUCAUUCGUCUAUGUUUCAAUUCAUAACAUAAACCUUAAUAACAACAACAACACCAUCAUCAAGUAUAAGAUCAUAGAGAGAGAAAGAGAAGAGAUUCUUUCUCUUUAAUUCUUCUUUGUUGAUAAAGACAAUGUUGAUGACUUGAAUUUUGUCUCUCAACUUCAACAACAACAACAACAACAACUACCUUGUUUCUUUUGUUAUUAUGGCGGCAUUGUCUUUUUCAGUUGCAUCUGUUGUUGAGGAUGUUCUUCAACAACAUGGUACUCGUCUCAAAGAUCUUGAUUUGGAAUCUAGAAAAUCAGAAGAAGCUGCAUUCAGAAGAUAUGAAGCAGCAGGGUGGUUGAGGAAAAUGGUUGGAGUUGUUGCAGCUAAAGAUUUACCAGCAGAGCCUUCUGAGGAAGAGUUUAGGCUUGGUUUGAGAAGUGGGAUCAUUCUUUGUAAUGUUCUUAACAAGCUUCAACCUGGUGCUGUAUCCAAGGUUGUGGAGAGUCCUGUUGAUUCUGGACUAAUCCCGGAUGGAGCGCCAUUAUCGGCCUUUCAGUAUUUUGAAAAUGUUAGGAACUUUCUGGUGGCUAUUCAGGAAAUUGGAAUUCCUACCUUUGAAUCAUCUGAUCUGGAACAAGGAGGAAAAUCGUCGAGGAUUGUGAACAGUGUAUUGGCCCUUAAAUCUUAUAGUGAAUGGAAACAAACUGGGGCUAAUGGUGUGUGGAAAUUUGGUGGAACUAUCAAACCUGCAAUCAGUACAAAAUCUUUUGUGAGGAAAAACUCGGAGCCAUUUACCAAUUCGUUGUCAAGAACCAAUUCGUUGUCAAGAACCUCUUCAAUCAAUGAAAAAAAUGAAAAAUCUAUGACUGCUUUUGCCUCUGAUGUUGAGUCUAAUAAAAUGUCUAGUUCUCAUUCUUUAGGUAUGCUUGUUCGUGCAAUAUUAUUCGAUAAGAAGCCAGAAGAAGUUCCAACGUUGGUUGAAUCUGUUUUGACUAAAGUCGUGGAGGAGUUCGAGCAUCGCAUUGCAAGCCAGGAUGAACAGACAAAAACAACUUCAAGAGGUGCAGUGUCCCAAAGCAAUGGAGCUGUAUCAAAGUUUACUAUGGCACAUAAAAAGGUGGAUAACAAGAUUUCUAUAGUAACAAAGAAAGAGGAAUUCAUCCAUAAAAACCAUGUUGCUGAUGAGGAAUCAAAGAAACAACUUAUGAAGCAGCAAAUGCUCUUUGAUCAACGGCAAAAAGAUAUUCAAGAGUUAAAGCAUACAGUUCAAACCACCAAAGCUGGUAUGCAAUUCAUGCAAAUGAAAUUUCAUGAGGAGUUCUCCAAUUUAGGCAUGCACAUUCAUGGUUUAGCUCAUGCUGCUUCUGGAUAUCAUAGAGUUCUCGAAGAAAAUCGCAAACUAUACAAUGAAGUCCAGGAUCUUAAGGGGAGUAUUAGGGUGUACUGUCGAGUAAGACCUUUCUUAUCUGGACAACCAAACCAUUUGAGUACCGUAGAGAACAUAGAAGAUGGAGUUAUCACAAUUAAUGUUCCGUCAAAGAAUGGGAAAGGGCGCAGAUCCUUCAACUUCAACAAAGUCUUUGGACCAUCUGCAGCUCAAGGGGAGGUCUUCGCUGAUAUGCAGCCACUCGUUAGGUCUGUUCUUGAUGGUUUUAAUGUUUGCAUAUUUGCUUAUGGCCAAACAGGAUCAGGAAAAACUUUCACCAUGACUGGACCAAAAGAGAUCACAGAAAAAAGCCAAGGUGUAAAUUAUAGGGCUCUAAGUGAUCUGUUUUAUACAGCAAAUCAAAGAAAGGACACUUUUCGCUAUGAUGUGUCUGUUCAGAUGAUUGAAAUUUAUAAUGAGCAAGUCAGAGAUCUAUUGGUUACGGAUGGAACAACCAAAAGGUUAGAAAUUCGUAGUAACUCUCAAAGAGGGCUCAGUGUACCAGAUGCAAGCCUUGUCCAAGUAUCAUCAACGAAUGAUGUUAUUGAACUAAUGAACUUGGGCCAUAAGAACCGUGCAGUUGGAGCAACAGCCCUUAAUGACCGUAGUAGCCGAUCUCACAGUUGCUUGACUGUUCAUGUUCAAGGAAGAGACUUGACAUCUGGAGCUGUCCUACGCGGAUGCAUGCAUCUCGUUGACUUGGCAGGAAGUGAGAGGGUCGACAAAUCUGAGGCGACAGGUGAUAGACUGAAAGAGGCACAGCAUAUUAACAAAUCUCUUUCAGCUUUGGGUGAUGUCAUAGCUUCUCUAGCUCAGAAAAACCAACAUGUCCCUUAUAGAAAUAGCAAACUCACGCAAUUACUCCAAGAUUCGCUUGGAGGACAGGCGAAGACACUAAUGUUUGUUCACAUUAGUCCAGAGACUAAUGCUAUUGGAGAAACAAUUAGCACACUAAAAUUUGCAGAAAGAGUUGCGACAGUUGAACUUGGCGCUGCUCGAGUAAACAAGGACGGGGCAGAUGUCAAAGAGCUCAAAGAUCAGAUUGCUAGCCUUAAGGCAGCAUUGGCAAGAAAGGAAGGAAAUUCAGAACAUUCGAUAUCUGGCAGCCCUGGAAAAUAUAGGACAACGGCUAGUGAACUAUCACCCUAUCAUGCAAGCCAGCGGGCCGCAGGUAUCGUGGAUGGUCCCUUUGGGUGCCGACAACCAAUGUUUGAUGUUGGAAGCUUAGAGAGCAAUACUACAUUGAGGCAAAAAACUCAGAGCUUUGAAUUUGAUGAGAUAUUAACAAAUUCACCACCGUGGCCGCCAGUGAAUGGUCUUGUUCAAAACUGUGUGGAAGAUGAUGAUAAAGAAACCGGUACAGGAGAGUGGGUUGAUAAGGUCAUGGUAAACAAGCUAGAUGUGAACAAAACCGGUAACAUGUUAGGGUGUUGGGAACCAGAUAAUGGGAAUUUAUCCGAGGAAUUUUAUCAAAAAUAUCUCCAAGAUUCUUCCAAAGUAUACUCGGAGCGAUCUUACAAUAUGUUCAUGAGAGGCAACCAGUUUAACAUUGCUGGUUCAGAUGAUGCUGAUGAUGUUGAUGCUGCAACUAGUGAUUCCUCAGAACAUGACUUGCUUUGGCAAUUUAAUCAUUCCAAAGUUACAAGCAUAGCCAAUGGUAAUGAAUCAAAGGGUAGGAAACUUGUCUCAAAGUCAGCAAAAAGCCCAGCAGCAUUGAGCAAGAAUAGUAUUCAUUCGUCUACUGCUCCUUCACCUUCACGGAAACAAACGAAUGGUGUCUCACAUCGAACACCAACAAGACAACCAGUUCCUGUUGACAUAAAGCGUAAAACUGGGACUAGAAAGUGAAACAUGUUUCUUAUAAAGCACAUCAAGUGGGUGAUUUUUUUUUUUCCUUUUUUUUUUUUGUUUGUUCCUUGACAAUUUUUUUAGUUCGAGGAGAGAGAGCUUUUACACGAAAAAAAUUCAUAUAUUUUUUUUUUGCUGGGUUUAUGUUUGUAUUGUAAUCUGUUGUAUUUACACAGAUAAUGGAGCAAUAAUGCCCGUUGCUUGUACAUGUUUAUGGCAUGUCAUUCUUUUAUUUAACAUUAGAGCUUUCAGGUUAUGUAAAAAAUUGCAUCAGUUGUUUUGAUUUGAUUUGCUGGUUCCAGCCUAAUUUAUUUCUUAUCUUCUCUUGCUUGUACA
This is a messenger RNA of Trifolium pratense (red clover), 3845 nucleotides long. RefSeq names its product kinesin-like protein KIN-14I. The transcript is spliced from 19 exons. The coding region runs from base 453 to 3509 and encodes 1018 amino acids. Gene Ontology annotation, molecular function: ATP binding; microtubule motor activity; microtubule binding. The record is from RefSeq and is a predicted model, not a curated record. Gene Ontology annotation, biological process: microtubule-based movement. NCBI's taxonomy places the organism in Eukaryota, Viridiplantae, Streptophyta, Magnoliopsida, Fabales, Fabaceae.